Polyodon spathula (Mississippi paddlefish) is the source of this 1468-nucleotide messenger RNA. RefSeq names its product secretory calcium-binding phosphoprotein 1 (gene scpp1). The transcript has 13 exons. The record is from RefSeq and is a predicted model, not a curated record. NCBI's taxonomy places the organism in Eukaryota, Metazoa, Chordata, Actinopteri, Acipenseriformes, Polyodontidae. The coding region runs from base 113 to 934 and encodes 273 amino acids.
AUAACUAACUGUUUUCAAACAGCAUUUAAGAUAACAAAUUAAGGUAAACCUAGGAUAUUUUAAAACUACUAGUGCAUUUUAACUGAACAACUGCAAGAAAUCAACUGCAAGAAUGAAGACAGUCAUUGCCGUUUUCUAUCUACUGAGUGUAGUCUACACUGUCCCAAUUUUUCAAAAUGGUGAAACGAAAGAUAGCCCAGAAAACAACAUUGAAACCAACAGUACAUCAGAAAUGAGUAUUACCUCGGAAAACAUGACAUCUGAAGAAAAUACAUCAGAAGACACGACUUCAGAAGAAAGCAGUUCAUCAGAAUCAUCAGAAGACAAGGCUUCUGGAGAAAACACUUCAUCAGAAGACCAGACUUCUGAAAAAAGCAGUUCAUCAGAAGACAAGACCACUGAUGAAAGUGACAGCAGCUCAGAAGACACGAGAUCUGACGAAAAUGACAGUAUUGAUACUUCAGAAGACAAGACAUCUGAAGAAGACGAUGAUACCUCAGAAAUGGAGAGUGAUUCAGAUGAAAAGGGGAAUACCAGAGAUGACAGCAGGGACAGUGAAGAUGCUUAUAAAAGGAACAGGAUUAAAAUAUUUGAAGUCAACCACAAAAGUGAAGAAGAUGAUAACAGCAGUGAUAGUGAAACUGAUAAAGAUACCGGUGAUAACAGCAAUGAGAAGGAGCAGGAGCCAGAGAGUAGUGACAGUGAAGAUGAUUAUGAAGAUAGUGAGAACAAAGACAGCCAAGAAGGUGGCAAUGGCAGCAACAUGGACACGAGACAUUCUAGAAGGGUGCGGUGCAAUGCUGGAAUAGGGGAUGAUGACUGUGAAGAUUCUAGUGAUGAAUAUGAUUUUCAAGACAUAGGUGACGAUAGCUAUCUGUUUAGUGAGGAACUCCUCAUGCAAGGAGAUGAGCCAAAAGAAUUACAGUCAUGGUGAUCUUAAUAAAAAAUAAAUAAACCACUGUAUAUCUAUAUAAUCACCUCAAUUUAUAGUAUGCAGAGCAGUGUUAAAUUUUAAAUCAUUAAGGUUAUGUUUCCAGAUGUAAACUACCUUCAGCACAUAUGACAUUGAUCUCAAAACCGGUAAUGGAAUUGACAGAGUAUCUGUUAACCUAUACAAAUAUAUCAUCAGACAAAGCAAUAGAAAGAAACAACCAAUAAACAUCCCAUUGAAACACGGUACUGGAAAAUAGUGACUUUUCUGAACUGUUUUUGCUAAACCCAUAUAUAGGAUGGCAAAACAUGUGCUGAAAAAAAAGUAAUAGCAUAGCCAUAAACCAGAAUAUGUAUUGUUUAUCAUGUGAGACCACUGUAUUAAUACUGUAAAACUAUAACUGUUAAGCAAAACUAACAUUGGAUUAAUACUUGUGUGUAAGACAAACCUGAAGUAUAUUUACAAAAUUUUCUGCACAAUCCUUAAGGCAGUUUUGCAUUAAUGUUUUUUUAAUUUAUUUAUUUAUUUAUAUAUUUU